AUGGUUGGUGAAUCAGUAGAUAAGAAAUACCUAGAGGACAACCAAUACUCUGAUGAAGGUAUUAUCAAAUCGUUCUAUUGCGUGAACCGAUUAAAAGCCUAUGAAUUUAUAUUUGGAGAGGAUUACAUUUCCUCUGGAGGAAUAGUUGCAACAACGAAAUUCUUAAGCGACAUAUAUUUGGAAGCAAAUUCGAAAGUACUAGACAUCGGCUCCGGUCUGGGUGGCGGCUGCAAAUACAUAAAUGAGAAGUACGGUGCACACAUGCAUGGAGUGGACAUCUGCGAAAAGAUUGUCACCAUCGCUAAGCAACGAAACAAAGAUAAAGCAAAGAUCGAAUUUGAAGCAAUGGAUAUUGUAAAAAAAGACUUCCCAGAAGCCACUUUCGACAUGAUAUACAGCAGAGACGCCAUUUUGCAUUUGCCCUAUGCCGACAAAAAAAUCUUAUUUGAAAAAUGUUACAAGUGGCUAAAGCCAAAUGGAAUUCUUCUAAUAACCGACUACUGUGCUGCUAAGAUGGAAAAUUGGGACGAAGAAUUCAAGGCCUACGUUAAGAACAGAAAGUAUACCCUCCUGCCUAUCGAAGAUUACGGAGAUCUGAUUAAGUCCUGCAAGUUCCAAAAUGUCGAGGCAAAGGAUAUAAGCGAUUACUGGCAGGAGUUACUACAGUUGGAACUCAACAAAUUGGAGGAAAAAAAAGACGAGUUCUUGAAGAAGUUCUCCAUUAAGGAGUAUAACUCUUUGAAGGAUGGAUGGACCAGAAAGAUUAAGGACGCCAAGAGGGCUCUGCAGAAGUGGGGAUACUUCAAGGCGCAGAAGAUGAUCUGA
Molecule: messenger RNA, 825 nt
Organism: Plasmodium inui San Antonio 1
Lineage: Eukaryota; Apicomplexa; Aconoidasida; Haemosporida; Plasmodiidae
Product: phosphoethanolamine N-methyltransferase
Exons: 4
Coding region: 1-825 (274 amino acids)
Source: RefSeq, a predicted model, not a curated record